UGGGACCACCAAGCAGAGACAGGACCUCAGGAAGCAGCAGAGUGCCAGAUGGGCUCUCCCAGCCCUGCCUGGCAAUGCUGGGUCUCGUGGCACCAUGCCUCUACCAACAGGGAUGACACUCGUGGCAAACGUGCCUUUGCCUACUGCAGGCACUGACAGCCCCUUCACGAGCUCGGUUAUUUGGGGUCCCUGAUGCUUGCCAGCCGUGUGAAGCUGCGCCCCUGGGCAGGGCAUCUGCCCCAAAGUGCCCCCCCAGGGGCCAUCAGGACGCCCAGCCACUGUGCUGUCUGGUGAUUAAAGCCUUUGUGUGCACGCACUAGCUCUCACUUCCCAUAUUUCACUUCUAACUUCUGUCUGGCAAUGUUGUGGGGAAGGGGGGGGGGUUAAUUUCCCCCGUGGAAAAUUCAGCCGUGGGGGUGGCUGCCUUAUCGUGGGGGCAAAGAUGAAGAAAUAUUUGGCAUGGUGACUGAGGGCAUGCCUCCUCUGUUUCUAGUGCACCUGAGGAUUGCGUCUUUCACAACUGCAAUCGCUCUCAUAGAAUGUCUUUUAGCUUAUCAGCCUUAAAUAGCAAAGUUCAUGCUCUGUGGCCAGUGCAUCAGGAAGUGAGGAAGGAGGGAUCAUGAACUGCAGCUUGACAGAUAUAGAACCAGCCACGGCAGUGGGGACGGACGUGAUUUGGAUAAGCAAGUAGACAGAGAGCCUGCUUGGUUCUCUGGUAUUUCAAGCCACUGGCAGCCCUGGUGAAUGAACUGAAAUCUCUGCAGUGAGCAGACAGCGAGCUCUCAUGCACCCUCAGCUCUUCACCAGCAGACAGAAUUUGCUUAGUAUGUGUGUACAUGCACGUGUCCAUGUUGUUCCUCCUGUCCCCUUCCCGGAGCAAGAACACCACCAACAAAUUCAAUUUCUGCUUGAAGCCAUGGCAGGAAGAGGUAUCUGCUUUGAUGGCAUCUGCAGUUUGAAUUACUCUUUUCUGUCUCCACUGGGGAAAAGGUCCUUCAAGGAAUUGUGCUGACAUUGAAUAACUGGAAAUGACCUUUCAUCACAUCAACAUCCCCGUAACCACUGGAAAGAAUAAAUGAACUAGAGGUAGAAGCUGACUACAUUACCAUCCCUUCCUGAUGACCAUUGACCAACAAUCCAAAGCAGUGCCAGUCAAGAGAGAGAGAUGUGCCCAUCUACCUCCCAGUUGCAGAUGAGGGGAAUGCCCUACCCAGAGCUUCCUCAAGGGGAAUGACUUUGCUUGGUGCUUUUCUUUGGACCUUCUUAACUCACCAGCUGUCUCAGCCAUCUCAUUGAGAUCCUCCCCUCAUCCCUGGGCAUGUUAGCCUACAACUCAUCUCAGAUGUGCAAGGAUUACAAAUACCAGCACUACCUCCUGCUGCCUGGCUAUGUCCUGAUAUUCAUUACAGGUUUGGUACUGAAUGUGGUGGCUCUGUGGAUACUUGUUCGCUGCCUGCGCCUGAAGUCUGUAGUGAUGAUCUACAUGUUCAACCUGGCUGUGAGCGACCUCACCUUCACGCUCCCUCUGCCACUGCGGCUCUACUACUAUUCCAACCACGAGUGGCCCUUUGGUGAGAUCCUGUGCCAGGUCUCUGGCUCUGUCUUCCAGAUCAACAUGUAUGGUAGCUGCAUCUUCCUCAUGUGCAUCAACCUGGAUCGCUAUGUCGCCAUUGUCCAUCCACUUCGCUGGCGGCAUCUGCGGCGCCCCAAGGUGGCCAGGCUCCUGUGCCUCGUUGUCUGGGUAAUGAUUCUCAUGGGCUCCAUCCCCACAGCCAUAUACCACAAGCAAAACCACUGUGUGUCAGAGAACCAGACCACAUAUCUGUGUUUUGAAAGCUUUAGUGACAACAUGUGGCAGAACAAACUCUUCCCCCUAGUUGUCCUGGCUGAAAUCCUGGGUUUUCUCCUGCCUCUGACCUCUGUGACGUACUGCUCAAUUCAGAUCUUUCGAGAGCUCUGCCAGGCCAGCCAGACAAGGACCCUGCGACAGCAGAAGACAGUCCGUCUCCUCGUGGUCAACCUGGUCAUCUUCAUCAUCUGCUUUGUGCCCUACAACACUACCUUGGCAGUGUACGGGUUGCUAAAGGCCAAGGUGAUUAAAGUACGACCAGAAACACAGUCCUCUGUGCGCGACGUGUUAAUUAGGACGAUGCUGUUGGCCAGUAUGAACUGCACUCUGGACCCCCUGAUCUACUACUUUAGCACUGAAGGUUUCCGUAACACCUUUAAGAAAUUGCGACAGGGACACACCUGGGACUCAGAUGCAGGGAUGCUUAAGAGUCAGGUUGUGGAGCAAAAGUCAGCCCAAAACCAUGCUGCCACAAAAACAAAACAGUUCCCAUCUAAAAAUGUUAACUGUCCCAAUGAACCUUUUCCAACUCUUCCUACUGCAGUAUUUUUGAAUGACCCUAUUGAGGACUCAGAAAUAUAACCACAGGAAGGUCGUAGCAUUACCGAGUUGCAGAGUGGCCCAUUCAAUAAUUAAAGCAAGACGGUGGAAAACAGCCCAAGGUAACUUAGCAAGCUGUUUGAGGGAGCACAGCAGGCUGUAUGUGGGUGAAUGUGAUGGUUCAAAGCUGAAGGAUGAAAGGAUGUUUUUGAAUAAACAGAUACAUUGGUGACAUGGUCCCACCUGACUCUGUUGGUACAGGAAGCAUAGUGGGGAACGAGUACUUGAAAAAAGUCUGCUGUGUCUAGGUCUGGUUCCUGUGAUAAGCUGAUCCUGCCUGAGCACCUCCUUGAUGCACUGUAACAAUAAGCAAUUUUGAGAAUAAUCAGAACACAGAUACAGUACUCAUUGCUGACAGGGUGAAUGUAAUAGUAAAUAUUGAGGGAAAGUUUUUGUUUUGUUUUCUUGUUUUUUUAGAUGCCUCAGAUACAGCCUUAGGUCCAGCAUGGGGCACCUAAAUAAAUGUCUUAAUUUUCCAAAAGAGUUGAAGCAUUUAGCAACUCUUGUUAGAGUCAAAGAGAAUAGCUGAAUAUUUAGUACUCUCACGGAAAAUAGGUUACUAAUUGUAGAGCAAGUCAUAGACCUUAGCAAAACUACGUUUAGGAGGUACAUUAAAUGUGCUUGUGCAGCUGCACACACACACACGCAGCACAAUGGCUAUACAAUUACAUUAAGUGAAACAGCUUGGGAAACACUAGCACACUUGAGAAUACACUCAGCAUUCAUAAUGGCCCCAGGAAAAAAAAAAAAAAGAGAGAGAGAGAGAGAGAGGGAAUACCAAUACCGUGGUCAUUUCUGAAGAUCUCACUGACGUUACUGCUUUGCACUUUCUUGUCACUUGGCCUCAGGCUGAUUGAUUUCAGCUCUGGGUGAUUUUCACUGUCAAAGCGAAAUGAUGUCACGGAAUGAGGCCACAGUGAAAUACAUUUGCUUGCACUGUUUGUACAAGCUUUCCAGACUGCACUGUAUGCUAAAGCCCUAUAAAUCUGCCCAGAAGCGAGAGAUGGAUGCAGCUGUGCACCAGUAAUGCCAAAAAAAAAAAACAACCAACCUGCUGUUCACUCCUGCUAGUGACCGAGGGUUGCCUUCCCAUUUGCACUGCAACUGAGCCUCUCUUUGGAUCCCAGCAGGACCCAGGUCACCCCAGAGUGGGUCCAUUGCAGUAUGUAUGAAGUUGGUUGGUUUUUGUUUGGUUGGUUUUGUUUGUUGAAAGAGUUGAAGGAAUGGUAAGGGAAGUUGAUGAGAAAUGUUGUUUGGGGUAAAGUCCAUGUUCUGAGACUACCUUCUGAAUUAGCAGUGAAUCACAUUUCAAAUCCCUGCCUUGUGAGUACUGGGGGGGGAAAGGUAUUGUGAUGCAUCAAGAUUUCGUGUUACAAUACAGUUUAGGAGACAGAGAGAUUUAGAUCCCCCUUUUCAAUCUCCCUUGUUACUACAGAUGCCUCCAGAAAGAAGUCUGAGCCUCUCCACAGAGACACUUGUGUCACGGGUUGACCUGGGAGAUAUAUGUCCUGGGCAAGUCAGCUGCGCUGCCUUUCUCAUCACAUGCAUCACCAGAAUCUAGCCCUGCAGAUGAAGGACAUUUAAUGGUGUCUGAGAGAUGCAGUGAGAGAGAUGGAGGAGGGCUAGAGGGGCCGCAGGUACUCCUGUUUUCAAAAUUGAGGACUGUCGUGUGAAUGUGAAUCACUUGUGACACGGUGUAGCUGUAGAGGUCUGUGUGCUUAUCAUCUGGUAGGUUUGAUUUUACUCCUUUGUUUUGGGAUUUAUGGGGUAGUGGAGUGGUAUUACAGCAAAUUUCCUUGUCCCUCUUCUUCUCAUUCUUUCUCCCCUCCCCAGAUCGCCAUGCACCCGAGCAUCAACACAAUGCCUUUGCUGCUACAUUUCCUACUCUGCCCAGAGAAGCUGACUUUUUCUUUCCUUUUAGCUUGGCUAGAUCACCACCGCAGAUUCACAGAACGAUUUGUGUGGGAAGGGAGCUCUGGAGGCCCCUACCCCAACUCCCUGCCCUCAGCAGGUGGCAGGGAACAUCAAGGGCUGGCUGCUCCCAGAGGAAGGCAGCUGAGAGCCCGGUGUGCUCUCAGGCAGAGGACCAGCCCUCACCGGCAAAGGCCCCGUGGCACAGCACACAGGCGAGGUGUGCAGGGCGUGUACGAUGAGAGCAGCUGAGCUCAGCUGAGAAUCCAGGUUGUCAGAUUGCCCGCGGUGACGAGGCAGGUCCAAGGUCACACCAAGAAGUCGAGGCGGUGAGUCAGCUUCAGGACCGGGUCUGGAGGCAGUCACCAGGGCCAGACGCAGACUGGUGACUGCCAGAAAAGUGCACAGUGAUAAAGCAGGUCUUGGGUCAAGCCUGGGAGCCUAUUGAUGGGUCUGGAUCAGCAUGGUACGUGGCCAGGCACAAGCAAGGCUGCAAUUACAGCUGAGGCAGGAGCCCUGGGCAAGAGCACGAGUUCAAAAGCACCUCAGGAGAAGAGCUCCAGCUUCCCUGGCUGAGGCUCCCAGCAGAGCUUUUCAGGAGCCCUCCCCAAAAUCACCAGAGGGAAGGUGUCUCUGACUUUGCUCUCUUGCUAAUAGCACCCUGCAUUUGGGAAAUAUCAGGGAAAGCACCAAGGGUGGUGCUCCCUGGACACCAGCGCACAUUUCUGGUAACACAGGAGACCUCUGGGAUGGAUGCACGUACACCAUCCUAGCACAGGUACCUCCAGGGCAUACUUCUGCAGCUGUCAUCCUCACAGAGGCACCAAACUCCCCAGAGCUGGGGUGAACAGGGAUCGUUCAAGGGCCUGCGAGUUUGCCAAAUAUGAAUGAAUCUGUCAGGCAAACACCGCUCCUCUGAAAGAAGCUGCUCCCCUGCCAGAGGUAAAGCAUGCUCCCAAAACACAGAGCUUCUCAAAAAGAACAUGAGAAAACAUCAUCUUUUCUUGUAGUUUUAUUCUUAAAAAUAGCGAAACUAUUUUUACCUGGAACAUUUUAUAAAUAUACCACCUCCAGCAGAGGAAAUUUUAGCUCAAAUAUUUUGACAAAAUUAUAAAUAACUGAAAAGCUGAUCUCUUAAUGGAACUCAUCAAACAACUUAGCAAUAAAGAAUGUUGCUGGCCACACUACAUGCAGUGGGAAAGUUUCUGAAUUUGGGUUUUUAAAGGCUUUCCAUUAUUGUUAUAUAAAGUCAAUGGUGUGCCCAGUGUAGGUUGCUGGCUUUUGUCCUCUGGGUUUUAAACCAUUUCUAGCUUGCAUGAGUUUUGUUUCAUUUUUGAGAAUUCUAGUCAAGUUUAAUCACUUUGGAUUCUGGAGGGGAUUUUGGUAAUUAUUCUCUGCCAGAGAGAGUGCGUGUUAACUAGUUUUGUUUCUUUUUCUUUUUCUUUUCUUUUUUUUUCCCUGCAUUUUUGCCUUUGUUUGCCUGAAGUUUUUAUUCCAUCAUGGGGUGAUAAGCAAGAGGAGAACAUGCAUGUACUGUCUUCAAGGGAAAUGACUCACUAGCCCUAUAUUGCUUUAUAACUUAAUGAGUACAUAUAAAACAAACAAAUCUAAAAGACCCAGGGUAUGAUGGUGCCCAUUUCACCCAUUUUAAAAAAGCUUUUGGCACAAUACUGAUUGCCACAAAACAGAACGACUAUAAAGCAUGUGUUUAAAACAACAGAAACAAACAAAACCCACAGAACAAAGGUAUUCAAGAAAGAAAAAUUAAAUGGGGAAGUAAGUUCACCAGAGACUUUUCAACCUAUGCAAGUGACCCUCUAUGUCCUAUUGCAAUAAUUCUUUAAUAAGUAUUCUUGCUAAGUAUGUCAGGGGAAAAAAAGCUGCUAUUCAUUACUCUCCUGCACUUAGUGUCAUUUGCAGAUGUGCACAUAAAACAAAUGUCUUCUUAUCAAGUAAGACUAAACAAGUGAAAGGUCAGAGAGAUGGCAAAUGAGCACAGAAUGCUUAUUCUGCGUGGAUCAGCUGGGUUAUCUGCAAAAGUCUUAAGUACAUGAGGAUUUCAAGUCUCUUGAUUUCCAGAACAGACAUCCACUUUUGGAAAUGGCUCCUUGCUUGGAAAAUUUAGAAACAUGUUGUUAUUACUAUUAAUAAUGAUGCUAAAUUAAUUUUAUGCUUUCUAGAAAUCCAAAGACAAUCUGGGUUCUGCAAGUCCACUUGAAAAAAAAAAAAAAAAAAAAAAAAGCCCGAGAACAAGCCAGACUUAAUCUUAAAAUUGUUUUUAUUACUGCUUGUAUUCUUUCCACCACAUACUAGCUGUGUGUGCCUCCCACCACUUGGAGUAUUCCUCCAACAAAAUACAUAUGCCGUAUUACAAAUGUCCUCGUCAAGUUAAGCUGUCCCUGCGUUGGGCUUGGGUACUUUCCCCCAGCACUCCAGUCUCUGGGAGUUGAAACAAUUGUCCUCCAGAGGUCCUUCCAACCUAAAUAAUUUUAUCAUUCUCUGCUCCUGUGUUUUAGAUGCUGAUUUGGUAUCCCAAGCAUUUUUCAGUGUUGCACAGAGAAGUGUUAAAGAGAGAAACCCUCACCCCACCACCAAACCCUGCCAAAUCCUGGUUAAAGACUUCACAGUAUAGUGACAUUCGGUGAUGUCUGGUGCUUCUUUAGUAUCACCCACUCUUAGAGAUUUUCUUGCUUGGAUCAUACUCUGCUGACAUCCUGACUGACUCCCAGCUGCAGCUGUAGCCCUUGUCUGUGCAGCUGAGAAUCACUAGUUAGCCUAAGCCUCAUCUUUCAUUAAUUUCUUUUGAAGCCUUUCUUUAAAAUUUGUGUAUUCUGCAAUGCUGGCAGAAUCUCAGCAGAGGCCUGGCCACUGCUGUGCUGAUAGCACUGUACAUCCAUCCUGCUGACCGAAACCAUCUCAGGACUUCCUUGUGUUUUCCCACGUUUCCCUGUCAUCCGCUGCCUCUUCUCUUACAGUGCAAGAGAUCUUUGAGUGUGAAUUUUUGAGCGUGCAUUUUUGAGCGCUUGUUUGCCUUGCCCAGCAUCUUGCCCAAUGGGAUAGUGGUCUCUAAGGACUUCUGGAUAAGAUGAGAAAAAAUAGCACAAUAUCACGGAAAAAACGUGCUAUGCUGCUAGUUUUAUCAGAGGGUAAUUGGAAUGGAUGUGCUAAAGCCCAAGAUGGUUAUCCGUGCUUUAACCUAUUUAACUCAGGUAGUGACAGUGGCAAGGGAAUGGUGAGCUAGCCUUCUGUGUAAGCCGUAACACCUCCCUGCUCUGCAAACGCUUGCCUCUGAGAGCAGGCAGUCAUCCUCCACUUCAGUCCCUGAAAUGCGAGGGAACAAGAAAGCGCUUUCCUCUGGGGGAAAGGGGCGGAGGGGAAGGAUCAAACUUUCCACCACAAAGUGGUGAUGAAAAGACCUCUUCUGAGAGGUUUAAAAAAAAAAAAAAAAGAAAAGAAAAAAAAAAAAAAAGUAAAGGCAUCAGUGAGCUACAAAGCAACCUGUCACUGCAUCAGGAAUGGACGCAGAUGACAGGACCAAAGCCUGAGAGCCGGGUGGCACUGGGAACAGCCUGUCCCAGCUUCAGACACACACCUGCGGGGGCCCGGCCCCUGCUUUGCCCGCAGCCCCCCGCAGCCCCCCGGCCCCGCCGCCUCCUUCCCGGCUCCCGGCCCCGAGCUCUCCGCGGCCAACAGCGGCCCCCGGCGGCCUCCCGGCGGCGGCGCUGCCGGGGCCGUCCCGCGGGACCCCCGGCGGCUCCCCGGAGCCUCCCCGCGACCCCUGGAGGGGCUCGACCCGGGGAUGGGAUUCCCCAAAAACCACCCCGGGGCCCUGCCGGGGCUGCGGCAGUGCCCGGGCUCAGCGCGCAGCAGGGCGCGGGGUUAUUUGCGGGGGGUCUCCCGCUCAGCCCUCGGGGAAAAAAACAAUUAAAAAAAAAUAAUAAAAUUGAUAAUAAGGAGAAGAGGCUGUAAAAGGAAGGAAGGGAAGGUGUGAGCGCCUCUUUGGCGGGGAUCAAGGGGAGCAGAGCGAGAAGGGGAGUUAAUUCUGUUGUCAUCAUAGCAAAACCCCGGUGUGAGAUGAGGAAAACAAAAGGAGCAGCACCAAAAGCCUCUCAGAGUAAUGUUGCCCGUCACACAGGCCCGUCUCCUUCGUGGGGACUCUACCUAAUCGCAGACCAGCAAACGCUGGAUUCGCACACUUCGGGAGUGCUGCAGGAAAGGAAAACCCUCGCUGGGAAGGUUUCGAAGCCCUGCACUCUCAGUUCAGAAAUGCCAGAAUUAGUUUCCUCCUUGUGGGCUCCUUGUGCAUAGGUGUCGCGGUUGUCCUUGGUUACACAAUGACAGAUUGUUUUCUCCACAAAGUCCCUUCUUUGUUCCCCGCGUAGGAAGAACACUGCUCACAGAAAGAAGAAGAAAAAGAAGUAGCUAUUUGCUAUUUUAUUUUAUUUUUCUCUCAUAUGCAGUACACAAAACUAUGAGCACUUUAAUGCACAUAUCCAAACGCCACUCUGCAAAUAGGGCUACCGAUCUUCUCAUCCCCAUGCUUUUCUGUAGGAUUUGUCCUUUCUGCAUCCAGUGCCUUCAUAAAUUUGAAUUAACUUCCCCCACAAGAGGCCCGUGAGCCAGUAUGGCAUUACCACUAAUUUAUGGGCAGGAAAUGUUGCAGCUAAUACGUAUGUUCUGAAUUACCUCAGAUGUCACUUUUCGGAGUGCUACAUAGCAUGUAUACAUUUUCCAUGCAGCUCCUACUGAUUUCAUUCACAAAUACACGACAUAAGCAAUUCUGCAAUUCAAACUCCAAAGUCUCAAGCUGAGGGCUGUUACAAGAAGGGUCAAAAGAGCAGUGGUUUCCAGGAACAGCCUGGCGUAUGUCCUGGUGCCCGGUGUCACCUGGGGGCUCCAGGCAGAGGCAGGGGUUGCUGAGGUGGUGGCAAGGGGGUCACAAACGCCGUGUUGUGGGGAGGUGGAUUCUUGAAACACUUCUCUGUCAGCGUGUGAAAUCCGGAUAAUGAGCAGGGGGAAUUAGACAUUCUUAUUGAUGAGCAUCCAUUUGAUAUAAUUAGCAUUACAAAAAAAUAAUAAUAAUAACAGUGGGACAAUUUGCAUGAUUGCAGCGCUCGAGUCUCCGGUUACAGCCUAUUCAGAGGGGACAGAGAGGUUAAAAAAAAAAGAUGUUGGGGAAACGUACUGCUGUGUGUUGGGGUAGUGGUCACUGCUGAGAUGUGGGGGAGUCUGGGUGGCAGCACGCACAUGGGAAACCUUAUGAGAGAACUGAAUUUGGGAGACAUGCAAGGGAAAUCUCAUGCAGCCACAGUAGGGCUGUGUCAUUGACCCUUGUAGAAAUUAUUGGCAAGGGUUUGUAAGCUCAGAAAGGAUCGGUGAUGCCACAAGCUGGUUUGGUCUUGGAGGGUUUUGCAAUGGGUAGUGAGGCGUUAAUGUGCUGGACUGGCAAUCAGAUGUUGACUUUGUGAUCCGAUUGCCUUAUCUGUGCAUCUGGAGUGUAACCUGCACAACCACUAUGCACGACUGAAGGUCCAAAAGGACCUGCCUCCAGAGAAGGGAGAUGAUGAGGGAAGAAACGCAGUGACAGAAAAAUACCGGUGUGAUCUGGCAGCCGGUCAGGUGAGGUUUAUUUAACAAAAGCACCUACAGUUAUAAUCAAAGUGAAAAUGAUAGUUCAGCAGUAAUGUGAAAAUAAAAUUUUGAAAGUAGAAGCAUUAGAGAGACAAAAA
Molecule: messenger RNA, 10089 nt
Organism: Anas platyrhynchos (mallard)
Lineage: Eukaryota; Metazoa; Chordata; Aves; Anseriformes; Anatidae
Source: RefSeq, a predicted model, not a curated record